Pan troglodytes (chimpanzee) is the source of this 1007-nucleotide messenger RNA. It is a transcript of the gene SYCE2, whose product is annotated as synaptonemal complex central element protein 2. Gene Ontology annotation, biological process: synaptonemal complex assembly. NCBI's taxonomy places the organism in Eukaryota, Metazoa, Chordata, Mammalia, Primates, Hominidae. The coding region runs from base 93 to 746 and encodes 217 amino acids. Gene Ontology annotation, cellular component: central element. The record is from RefSeq and is a predicted model, not a curated record. The transcript is spliced from 6 exons.
GUCACAACACACUCGCCGCGGGAGCGCAGCUGGCCAGGGGCGGGGUCGGCGCAUGCGCAGAGGGUGCGAGCUUGAAGGCGGGAAAAUACGGAAUGGAGCGACAGGGAGUGGACGUGCCCCAUGUGAAAUGCAAAGACCAGGAACCGCAGCCCUUGGGGGAGAGCAAGGAGCAUCCGCGGUGGGAAGAGAACUGCGAGGAGGAAGCUGGUGGAGGGCCAGCUAGUGCCAGUUGCCAGCUGACGGUCCUGGAAGGGAAGUCGGGACUCUACUUCUCCUCUCUGGACUCAAGCAUUGACAUCCUGCAGAAGAGAGCCCAGGAGCUGAUCGAAAACAUCAACAAGAGCCGGCAAAAGGACCAUGCACUCAUGACCAACUUCAGGAACAGCCUGAAGACCAAGGUUUCGGAUCUGACAGAGAAAUUAGAGGAGAGGAUCUAUCAGAUUUAUAAUGACCACAACAAGAUCAUCCAGGAAAAGCUCCAAGAGUUCACCCAGAAAAUGGCAAAGAUCAGCCAUUUGGAGACAGAGCUCAAACAAGUCUGCCACAGCGUAGAGACUGUGUACAAAGACCUGUGUCUCCAGCCUGAGAGCCUAAGACUCAGAUGGGGGCCAGACCACUCUAGGGGAAAGUCCCCACCACGUCCCGGCGACUCACAGCCCCCAGACGUGUUCGUUUCUUCUGUGGCUGAAACUACUUCUCAGGCCACUGCUUCAGAAGUACAGACCAACAGAGAUGGUGAAUGCUGACAGCUGCCGGGAGACUCACGCCUUAGUGACAGUCUCCAGGAGAAGACUGUAAGGCCACCAUUUGGGCCACACUGAGAAAUUGUUUUUCAUGGUUCUAUAAUGCAUCUUGGCAGAAAAAAACAAAAACCCAAAGCUCCUUGUGCUGAACUCCCAAAAUGUAGCAAGUCCAGCCCCUGCCAUAGGCCCAGGCUUCGUGCUCCCCACCCUUGGCAAGUUCUCCCCACCCCCAGCCCCACAGUUUAUUAAAUGUUUGAUUUUCAA